Messenger RNA from Impatiens glandulifera, 919 nucleotides. RefSeq names its product high mobility group B protein 7-like. NCBI's taxonomy places the organism in Eukaryota, Viridiplantae, Streptophyta, Magnoliopsida, Ericales, Balsaminaceae. The record is from RefSeq and is a predicted model, not a curated record. The coding region runs from base 75 to 728 and encodes 217 amino acids. The transcript has 8 exons.
UCUCUUCAUUCUAUCUUCUCAGAUUUCCUUUUCUCUCCAGAUUCUAGAUCUACCACGUCUCUCUUGCUUCAGAAAUGGCCGGAGGAGGAAGUUCCAGAAUCGCACCUAACGCUAGGAAGAGAGUUGAGGCAGAUACCUCCGCUUCUGCUCCCGUUCGUGCUAGAGAUGGAAGCGCUUUCAUUCGCUGUGAGGAGUGCAAGAAAGACGUGCACAUUGCUUUGAUUGCGAUGCACAACUGUGCAGAUUUGGCUAAGCUUUACAAAUCACUUGAGGUGGCUGAUUCAGAAAAAGAUCAAGUUGAUCAACCACAACCUAAGAAAAGACUUAGGAAGGGACCUAAACCUGCAGAGCCUACAACUAAGAAAACUAAGAAGGAGAAGAAAAUUAAAGAUCCUAAUGCUCCGAAGCGUCCACCUACAGCUUUCUUCAUCUUCAUGGAUGAAUUCAGAAAGACAUUCAAGGAGGCUAAUCCUGACUGCAAGAGUGUUGCUACGGUUGCUAAAGAAGGAGGUGAGAAAUGGAAGAGCUUGACAGAUGAGGAAAAGAAGACAUACAGGGAUAAACAUGCAGAAUUGAAGGCAGAAUAUGAGAAAUUAUUGGGAUCAGCUAAUAAUGCUGAAGAUCCACAAGAUGUUGAGGAAAAUGCAGCUGAGAAAGAAGAGGAGGAAGAAAAAGCUGAGGAGGGAGAGGAAGAGAAAGUUGAGGAAGAUCUUGAAGAUGAUGUAUAAGUUAGAUCUUAGUUAUUGUUUAGUGCUUAUAACUGGAUAAUGAUUUUGAUCUAUAAUGGGUAUUUUGUAAAUUUCUAUUUCUCUUAUUGAAAUGUUUGAGUUGAUUCAACCCCCUUAUCAUGUGUUUGUAUUUUGACUCUGUAGUAUAAACUUCAUUAUUAUUUGAAAUUGAACCUUAUAAUCUUGAUUUA